Sorghum bicolor (sorghum) is the source of this 1888-nucleotide messenger RNA. Its product is annotated as sugar transporter ERD6-like 5. NCBI's taxonomy places the organism in Eukaryota, Viridiplantae, Streptophyta, Magnoliopsida, Poales, Poaceae. Gene Ontology annotation, biological process: transmembrane transport; carbohydrate transport. The transcript is spliced from 17 exons. Gene Ontology annotation, molecular function: sugar transmembrane transporter activity. The record is from RefSeq and is a predicted model, not a curated record. Gene Ontology annotation, cellular component: membrane. Bases 452 to 1636 code for a protein of 394 amino acids.
CGCAGAAGCCUCUCCUGGUCACCGCGCCCGGGAGAAGCGGUGAUGGCUGUGCGUCCGGCGCCGCCUCGUCCUCCUCUUCGAUUGCGGUGGUGGUCGCCAGCACCGCCGUCGCCGUCGCCGGAUCCUUCGAGUUCGGCAUCUCGGUAAUCAAGCCCUUCUUCCUCUGUAGUGUCUGCUACAGCAUGCUUCAAAUUUCCUGCCUGUAUGGAAUAGAUAACCAAGCUAGAAGACAAUUAAGACCCCAAGAACUGGUGGUAUAUUCUGGCAACUGGCGAAUCGUCAGCAGUUGGCUUGGCCGGGCAAGUUAAUUUCGAUUUUCGAGUUCUUGCAUCCUGCAGGUCGGCUACUCGUCGCCUUCUCAGCCUGGCAUCAUGCGUGACCUCAACCUCUCCUUAGCAGAGGUACCCACCCUCCUUACUCUCUCUUUGGCUCGAUACUAACCAUUGGAGCAAUGCUAGGAGCUAUUGUCAGUGGUACCGUGGCAGACCGAGUUGGUCGAAGAAGUGCAAUGGCGAUAUCAGAUCUUCUCUGCAUUCUUGGAUAUCUCUUGAUAACCUUUUCCCAGAAUUUCUGGUGGCUUGACAUUGGAAGGUUCUCAAUUGGAUGUGGAAUUGGCCUUCUUUCAUAUGUGGUUCCAGUCUAUAUAUCAGAGAUAACACCAAAGAAUCUUAGAGGAGGAUUCGCAACUGUAAACCAGUUUAUGAUAUGUUGUGGGGCAUCACUUGCUUAUGUUCUGGGAACUUUUAUCACCUGGCGGACUUUGGCAAUCAUUGGAGUGGCGCCAUGUUUGCUGCAGUUGGUUGGCCUUCUUGUGACUCCUGAGUCCCCAAGAUGGCUGGCUAGGUUCGGCCACCCAGGUGCAUUUGAGGCAGCAUUACAGAAGCUAAGGGGAAAAGCGACUGAUAUCUCUGACGAAGCAACAGAAAUCAAAGAUUUUACAGAAAAGCUUCAGCAAUUACCAGAGUCGAAAAUGUUCGACCUGUUUCGGAAGGACUAUAUUCGUGCUGUUACAGUUGGAGUAGGGUUAAUGGUCCUUCAACAGUUUGGGGGAGUGAAUGCCAUUUGCUUUUAUGCCAGUGAAAUAUUUGUUUCAGCCGGUUUCUCAUCAGGAAAUACAGGAAUGCUCGCUAUGGUUGCUGUUCAGAUUCCGAUGACCGGACUAGGAGUACUUCUAAUGGACAAAGCUGGACGGAGGCCACUUUUGAUGGUAUCUGCAGCUGGAACAUGCCUGGGUUGCCUACUAGUCGGUUUGUCAUUCUUAGCUAAGGAACAUCACUGGGGAAAGGAUCUGAACUUAGUGCUGGCUUUGGCAGGCAUUCUGAUUUUUGGCGGAUCUUUUUCACUGGGUAUGGGUGGAAUACCAUGGGUUAUAAUGUCAGAGAUCUUUCCUAUAAACAUGAAAGGAGCAGCAGGAAGCCUUGUGACACUCGUCAGCUGGCUUGGUUCGUGGAUUGUCUCAUACGCCUUCAACUUCCUCUUGGUGUGGAACUCCUAUGGCACAUUCUUCAUCUUUGCAAGCAUCUGUGGGCUCACAGUUGUGUUUGUAGAGCGGCUGGUGCCAGAAACCAAAGGAAGAACCCUAGAGGAGAUCCAAGCAUCCAUGAACUCAUCCUUAACGCCCCCCUUUCACUUAUGAUUUGCUUGUCUAGUUUACAUAGCCAAAUACCUGGACGGGAUGCGCAUGUAAAGCUUCAGUGGUUAUGUGGUUAUUGUUUGUACACAUACAAGUUUGUAUAUCAAAAACAUAUGCAGUGUAAUAGAUAUUUCUCUCGCUCCCUAAACCAUGAAUUAGAAUUCAUACACAAAGUUCUGGUUCCAUCAGUUUGUGGAUCCUGCGUGACACUGAUUGUCGAUUUAUACAUUGAUGUGGUAUAGGCGUACAAAAUUA